AUAUGAGAUUUCAUACCGGAGAGAAGCCAUUCAUCUGCAAAGAAUGUGGGAAAGCAUUUUCCCAGAAACCAAGUCUUACAAGUCAUAUGAGAUUGCAUACUGGAGAAAAGUCAUAUGUGUGCAGCGAAUGUGGGAAAGCAUUUUCCCAGAAACCACAUCUUACAAGUCAUAUAAGAACCCAUACUGGAGAGAAGCCAUUCACGUGCAAGGAAUGUGGGAAAGCAUUUUCCCAGAAACCUAGUCUUACAAGUCAUAUGAGAUUGCAUACUGGAGAGAAGCCAUACAUGUGCAAGGAAUGUGGGAAAGCAUUUUCCAAGAAACCAAAUCUUACAAGACAUAUGAGAUUUCAUACCGGAGAGAAGCCAUUCAUCUGCAAAGAAUGUGGGAAAGGAUUUCCCCACAAACAACAUCUUACACGUCAUAUGAGAAUCCAUACUGGAGAGAAGCCAUUCACGUGCAAGGAAUGUGGGAAAGCAUUUUCCCAGAAACAAAAUCUUACAAGUCAUAUGAGAUUGCAUACUGGAGAGAGGUCAUAUGUGUGCAGCGAAUGUGGGAAAGCAUUUUCCCAUAAAUCACAUCUUACAAUUCAUAUGAGAACCCAUACUGGAGAGAAGCCAUUCACGUGCAAGGAAUGUGGGAAAGCAUUUUCCCACAAACCAAGUCUUACACAUCAUAUGAGGUUGCAUACUGGAGAGGAAAAAGAAACAACAUGAUAAAAUAAACCAGUUAACCUGUUAAGCGUCCGCCCCGGAUGAGCUCGCUGCUAAUGUACCGUCACUCUUUUUUUGUAAUCAGCGAUCAUAGCACUGAUGAUAGUUUUUCAAAGUUAAUAUUGAUUUUUAUGCUUAUUAUUCAUACUGUAGUUAAGUGUAGGAAAUUAUUAAAUGUUGGAGUAAAAAAAAUUAAUCAAAGUAAAGGGAUCUCUCUCUCUCUCUCUUGGAGUCCAGUCACUCGGCAAAGAAAAGUCAUCUUCACUCCCACUUUGGAAGAAAAGUUUGUAUCCUCAUCACUGGAGGAUUCAGAACUAGAGCUCUCAUCAUCAAAUAGGUUAUCAAUAUCAGACUCCUCAUCUAGUAUUUGAUUGAUCUCACUUGAAGAAAUAGGCCUCCUCUUUGGGACAUUCAUUGUGAAAGACGUGAUAAAAUAUUUUGUCUCGAUAAACUCCUGAAGCGUACUGAAAGGAAACCAGCAGGGACACGCAGUUUUCUAGCAUAAGCGACCACCAGGAAAGAGUUGCCAGGCUGGAAAUAAGUUUCCUGUGUGCUGAGAGUGUUACCAAAUGAUGUUCCUACACUUUCUAUAUGAGUAAACGUAUUAUUACGGGGCUGACGGCUUGACAAGCACAGUUAAAGUCUUGAAAGUAAUAUCCCGUUGAAGGCGCUACCGAGUAGAUCGCGGUAAACGUAUUAUUACGUGGGUGACGCUUAACAGGUUAAGGCAGAGAUCUCUGAUCAAAAUCACUCACAAAAUCUGCUCAAGAAAAUAAGGAAAAUAAAGAAAAAAUAGAGAAUAGGAGAUGAACAAAUGAGUGGAAAACUGGCAGAUCACCAAGCCAAUAUAAAGGCCCUAGCUUCACAAAUAGGAAAAAAAACAACAGAAGAUAAAUGUAAAACAAAUAAAUAGGCAGUUUGGUGAAAAUCCAAAGAUUGUGUAUAGGUACAUCACGAAAGAAUCAGUAGAGGUACGAACACCUCCGAGCAAGGAAGACCUAGAGAAAUUUUGGAAGCCACUGUUUGAAGACCCUAGACAACACCAAGAGAAUUCAUGGAUUGACACCAUUAGGCAGAAGAACAGCAAAUCCCACCAAUAAGGUUCACCAUCGAAAGAGUAACAAAGAAAAUAAAAGAAUAUAAUAAUUUCAAGACUACACUCAGCAGAGUGGCUCACAACAGGAAGCACCAACCUUCUACCUAAGAGCUCUGAGACUGAGCUCCCUAACAAAUAUAGGGCCAUCUGCUGUCUAUCAACAACCUACAAAUGAGUCACAGGAGUCAUAGCAGGCGAGAUCUAUGAACAUCUAGAUCACGGCAAAUAUGUGGAAAAAGAACGAAAGAGAUGCACAAGAAACAAACUAGGUACUAAAGAUCAACUGCUAAUAAACAAACAAUAUUAGAAGAUUGUAAGAAGAAAAGACAAAGGAAUCUUAAUAUGGCUUGGAUAGAUUACAAAAAGGCAUUUGACUUCGUGCCAUGCACCUGGAUAUUCAAAUCUAUGGAAUUAGACAGCAUCAAUGAGGAAAUAAGAUCUUUCUUGGCAGCACAGAUGAGUAAGUGGAAGACCACUCUGUCUAAAACACCCUGAGGGCCAGAUAGUAAUUCCAGACUUAAAAAUCCAAAGAGGAAUAUUCCAGGGUGACAGCCUCUCACCACUUCUAUUCUGCUUGACCAUAGAUCUGCUUAGUAAAAUCUUGAACAACAUUAACACUGGCUAUAACCUAAGCAAAAGCAGAAGCAGAAAACAGAAUAAAAGAGUGAAUCACCCACCUGCUCUUCAUGGAUGACCUGAAAUUGGAAGAACAAGUUAGGACAGUCCACCAAUUUUCAAAUGACACCUGCAUGGAAUUUGGGUUGGACAAGAGUGCCACGAGUACAAUAAAGAGAAAGAAGAGAGUAACAUCAGAAGGUAUAAAGGUAGAGGAAGGCAUAUCUGUUGAAGACCAGGCAGAGGAGUACUUGGGAAUAGAAGAAAACAUUGGUAUAGAACACAAGAAAGUGAGAGAAAAGAUAAAGAAAGAAUACAUCAGCCACUUAAAGAAUUAACACCAAAGAACAAGAUCACUGUCAUAAACCAGCUGGCAAUACCAUUGAUGACAUGUGGUUUUGGCAUUAUAGACUGGCCACAAGUUGAGUUAGACAGGAUGGAUAUUAAAAGAUUCUCACCCUACAUGAAGUCACAUACAGACACCAGUGCAUGGACAUAAUAUACCUCGCUCACAGAGAAGGUGGAUUAGGCCUGGCUGAGAUCAACCAGGCCUACAGAGCAGCAAUAAUAAGUCAAGGGUAAAACUUAAAAAGCUCUGAGGAUGAAAACAUCAAAAAGGUUACCCAACACCAUAACGGAGCCCUGAGCCAACUAACAUCAGUAACAAAGCAGGCUAAGAACUUCGCCGGAGAUCUGCUAGAAGACACAGAGGGUGCUGAACAGACUCCAGCAAAAACGAUAGCCAGGAAGACCAAGCAGAAAUACAGUCACAGAGAGGAGAAACUUAGAAUGGAAAGGUAGAAAGACCAUGGAAGGGCAGGAAGAUUUCAAGACGAACUGGAAAAAAGUUACCUAGACAAAGAAGAGUCACUCAGAUGGAUAAGAAAUGGAGAUCUAGGUUAUGAUGGAGAAAGACUGAUAAUAGGAGCACAAGAUCAAGGCUUCCUAACAAACAGCUUCAAGAAAAUGCCAAGCAUAUCAGCAAAUGAUCCAUGUAGGUUUUUUCAAGCAGUGAUUGAGAGUGUUAGUCAUUUGAUAUCAACCUGCUAGACUCUGCUUGCAGCCCACCACAACAAUAUCUGUAAAUAUAUACAUUGGA
This is a messenger RNA of Macrobrachium nipponense, 3520 nucleotides long. RefSeq names its product gastrula zinc finger protein XlCGF8.2DB-like. Bases 3 to 713 code for a protein of 236 amino acids. The transcript has a single exon. The record is from RefSeq and is a predicted model, not a curated record. Gene Ontology annotation, molecular function: DNA-binding transcription factor activity, RNA polymerase II-specific; RNA polymerase II cis-regulatory region sequence-specific DNA binding. Lineage: Eukaryota; Metazoa; Arthropoda; Malacostraca; Decapoda; Palaemonidae. Gene Ontology annotation, biological process: regulation of transcription by RNA polymerase II. Gene Ontology annotation, cellular component: nucleus.